This is a messenger RNA of Dovyalis caffra, 951 nucleotides long. The record is from the annotation of a GenBank genome assembly. NCBI's taxonomy places the organism in Eukaryota, Viridiplantae, Streptophyta, Magnoliopsida, Malpighiales, Salicaceae.
AUGGCGACAGCCCUGGCAAGAAUCGCUCGAAAAUCCCUAACCACCACCACAGCUCUCUCACUUAACCGUCACUUUGCGACGGAGACAGCAGCGGCUGCGACAGCUUCGUCAAAAUCGAUAACGCCAUCAGCAGAUCGAGUGAAAUGGGACUAUCGAGGACAGAGACAAAUAAUUCCGUUAGGUCAAUGGCUACCAAAAAUAGCUGUGGAUGCAUACGUGGCACCAAAUGUUGUACUAGCGGGUCAAGUUACUGUUUAUGAUGGAGCAUCCGUUUGGAAUGGAGCUGUAUUACGUGGCGAUCUUAAUAAGAUCACCGUCGGCUUUUGCUCUAAUGUUCAAGAACGGUGCGUCGUUCAUGCUGCCUGGAACUCUCCUACAGAAUUUCGUGAUUUGAUUGUUGAAUUCGAGGCUAUAUCAGUGCUUGGUAUUCUAUUAGCAGCCUGUCAUCAAAAGUAUUGUAAUGUGGAUAUGUAUAAUGAAAAUGAUGUUUGCAAUGACAUAAAUUUGACAAAGUCAUUGCUUUAUGCUCUUCAUCUACUUUAUUUUGGCUGGCUGUCGUUAAGCAGAAGAUUAGGACUGCCGGCAGAGACAUCUAUUGAAAGGUAUGUUACCAUUGGUGCAUACAGUCUCUUGCGGUCUUGCACAGUUGAGCCAGAGUGCAUCAUUGGACAGCAUUCUAUCCUCAUGGAAGGAUCUUUGUUGGAGACACACUCUAUCCUUGAAGCUGGGUCUGUGGUUCCCCCGGGAAGAAGAAUUCCAACUGGUGAACUUUGGGCUGGAAAUCCAGCAAGGUUUGUCAGGACUCUGACCCAUGAAGAGACUCUAGAAAUCCCUAAACUAGCUGUUGCAAUUAAUGAUCUCAGCAAAACCCAUUUCUCAGAGUUCCUUCCAUACUCCACAGUAUAUUUAGAGGUUGAGAAGUUGAAGAAGAAGUUGGGAAUUAAUGUUUGA